This is a messenger RNA of Rhopalosiphum maidis (corn leaf aphid), 1627 nucleotides long. RefSeq lists its product as uncharacterized. Bases 244 to 1314 code for a protein of 356 amino acids. Lineage: Eukaryota; Metazoa; Arthropoda; Insecta; Hemiptera; Aphididae. The transcript has 4 exons. The record is from RefSeq and is a predicted model, not a curated record.
CGAAACCACCGGUAGGUAGACGUGCGGUUGGUGUGCCUUAGAUUUAUCGAUUUUUGUUAAUUAUUUAAUAUUCAAACAAAGUGGAUUUUGUUUUAUUUUUCAAUAAGUAACUAAAUACGUUCAUUGAUAUUUUAGUGAAUAAUAAUUGUGCUUAAAAUAUUUAGUUCGCUAUAAUAUACGAUUUUAGUAAUUAUGACUUCGCUUUCCGGUGCUUAAUUUGGAAAACACUUUAAAAAGAUCAUAAUGAUAUUUGGACCAAAACUGGUUAUUGGAUUUAUCCUAUGGGCGCUAGAGUACAAAGAAACCAAUGGACACGGACGACUAAUUGAACCACCCUCCAGAGCAUCUAUGUGGAGAUAUGGCUUCAAUACACCACCAAAUUACAAUGACAACGAAUUGUAUUGUGGUGGCUUUACGAGACAGUAUCAGACGAAUGGAGGCAAAUGCGGUAUAUGCGGCGACCCAUGGGACGCUCCACAGCCGAGACAACACGAAGCUGGCGGAAAGUACGGACAAGGAGUGAUCGUGCGCCGUUACAAAAUCGGACAGCCAGUAAUUGUACGCAUCGAGCUGACGGCUAACCACCGCGGGUACUUCGAAUUCAGGCUGUGUCCGAACAACGCGCCCAAGCAAGUGGCCAGCCAGUCGUGUCUGGACAAGUACGUAUUGCGGAGGGUUAAGACCAAGGACGCCAUCGAAGCGUUCCACGACACUCGAUUUUAUCCAGGUACAGAGAACAAGGUGUACGAAAUGAGAUACCUGUUGCCGGACAGUUUGACAUGCAGCCAGUGCGUAUUGCAAUGGAAGUAUAUUGCGGGCAACAAUUGGGGCGAGUGUGCGAAUGGCACCAGUGCGGUUGGCUGCGGGCCGCAAGAGGAGUUCCGGGCGUGCGCUGAUAUCUCGGUGUCCGACAGAGAUGGUACAGUCGAUACGUCACCAUAUCCAACACCUAUUACAAUAACGACGUCGACUACCAGUGUCACUGAGAUUGUUGACACCAACGAGAUACCAGACACGACGGAACAUCAUAAGCCACAAUCUACAGGAUUCAGCUUGGCCAUAUUUAUCAUAUCUAUUAUACUAUUGACAUUGGGUUUCAUUUUAAUGGUAUUCAUGUUUGUGUAUUGGUACUUCUAUCACGCUGGAGACACUAUAAAAUCAUGGUGGAGAAGAAUGGCCGAAUCAUCUUAUUCUUGUAUGAGAAAAAGUGUAAAUGAAGAAAAAAAGACGGGCAAAAAUGAGCAGCCUGUACCACCCCCUAGGGUUAAGAAGACUAUGAUAGGUUUCAAAGGUGUACCCGACAAUCUAGUAUAAGAGUAUACAAAUAUAAGUCGUAGUGCUGUAAAGAAAACUUUUAUUAUUAUUAUUUUUUUUAUAUUUUACAAAUUGUGAUCACACUUAAAUUAAAGUGAUAGCUUAUAGAAUUAAAAUCUGUAUAUAUAUUUUAAUAUAUUAUGAUAUAACAAGACUAUGUGUCAAAAGAAGACAUGGUUAUUGUGAGUAUCUUUUUGUACUUGAUUUUUAUUUAUGAAACUAUUAGUAAUGAACUAAAAAGUAGUAUAAUAAUUGGUAAGGUGUUAAGAUUGUAGUGAUUAUUUUAUAAACACAAAAAUUGUUAAUGUAGUAA